CAGCACAGCGCCCGCAUGUACAACAUGAUGGAGACGGAGCUGAAGCCGCCCGGCCCGCAGCAAAGUUCGGGGGGCGGCGGCGGCGGCGGCGGCGGCAACUCCACGGCGGCGGCCGCGGGCGGCAACCAGAAGAACAGCCCGGACCGCGUCAAGCGGCCCAUGAACGCCUUCAUGGUGUGGUCCCGCGGGCAGCGGCGCAAGAUGGCCCAGGAGAACCCCAAGAUGCACAACUCGGAGAUCAGCAAGCGCCUGGGCGCCGAGUGGAAACUUUUGUCGGAGACCGAGAAGCGGCCGUUCAUCGACGAGGCCAAGCGGCUGCGAGCGCUGCACAUGAAGGAGCACCCGGAUUAUAAAUACCGGCCCCGGCGGAAAACCAAGACGCUCAUGAAGAAGGAUAAGUACACGCUGCCGGGCGGCCUGCUGGCCCCGGGGGGCAACAGCAUGGCCAGCGGGGUCGGGGUGGGCGCCGGCCUGGGCGCGGGCGUGAACCAGCGCAUGGACAGCUACGCGCACAUGAACGGCUGGAGCAACGGCAGCUACAGCAUGAUGCAGGAGCAGCUGGGCUACCCGCAGCACCCGGGCCUCAACGCGCACGGCGCGGCGCAGAUGCAGCCCAUGCACCGCUACGACGUGAGCGCCUUGCAGUACAACUCCAUGACCAGCUCGCAGACCUACAUGAACGGCUCGCCCACCUACAGCAUGUCCUACUCGCAGCAGGGCACCCCGGGCAUGGCGCUGGGCUCCAUGGGCUCCGUGGUCAAGUCCGAGGCCAGCUCCAGCCCCCCCGUGGUCACCUCUUCCUCCCACUCCAGGGCGCCCUGCCAGGCCGGGGACCUCCGGGACAUGAUCAGCAUGUACCUCCCCGGCGCCGAGGUGCCGGAACCCGCCGCCCCCAGCAGACUGCACAUGUCCCAGCACUACCAGAGCGGCCCGGUGCCCGGCACGGCCAUCAACGGCACACUGCCCCUCUCGCACAUGUGAGGGCCGGACGCUGGAC
This is a messenger RNA of Suncus etruscus (white-toothed pygmy shrew), 997 nucleotides long. RefSeq names its product SRY-box transcription factor 2 (gene SOX2). Lineage: Eukaryota; Metazoa; Chordata; Mammalia; Eulipotyphla; Soricidae. The coding region runs from base 16 to 981 and encodes 321 amino acids. The record is from RefSeq and is a predicted model, not a curated record. Gene Ontology annotation, biological process: anatomical structure morphogenesis; cell differentiation; regulation of DNA-templated transcription. The transcript has a single exon. Gene Ontology annotation, molecular function: DNA-binding transcription factor activity, RNA polymerase II-specific; RNA polymerase II cis-regulatory region sequence-specific DNA binding.